UCGUUUCGCGGUGCUGUUCCUGUGACAUCGGGUGCUGUAACCUCGACCCCUGAGGAUCUGUGAGAAGGAAUUAGGUCCAGAAACUUGUGGAUCUUUCUUUCAUUUUUGGAUUUGUUUCCAAUGGGGACAAACAGCUGUGACCGGAGACAGUGAGCCACCUGUGAGAGAUCAACACCAUGUCACUACAGCGGAUGCUGAAGCUGCUCUAUGCGCUGGUGCUGUGUGUGUCCGCCAACGAAGACUUCGACUGGACCAAGAAUGAACGCGGAUCAUUCUACUACGGCACCUUCCCAACUGGGUUUUCCUGGGGGGCUGGGGGCUCUGCGUACCAGACAGAAGGAGCCUGGGACAAGGAUGGCAAAGGGAUGAGCAUCUGGGACGUGUUCGCCCACAAGAAGGGAAAGAUCUUCCUCAACGACACCGCAGACCACUCCUGCGAAGGAUAUUACAAGUUCAAGGAUGACAUCACCUUGAUGAAGGACAUGAAGUUUAACCACUAUCGUUUCUCCAUCUCCUGGCCAAGGAUAUUUCCCAACGGAAUCAAAGCUGAUCACAUCAAUGAGAAGGGAAUUAAAUACUAUGAUGACCUGAUCAACAUGCUCCUGGACAAUAACAUCACACCAAUAGUCACCCUGUACCAUUGGGAUCUGCCACAGGUCUUACAUGAGAAGUACGGUGGAUGGCAGAACGCCAGCAUGGUGAACUAUUUCAACGACUUUGCCAACUUAUGCUUUGAGCGGUUUGGUGACAGAGUCAAAUACUGGAUCACCUUCAACAACCCAUGGUCUAGUGCUGUGGAGGGCUAUGAGACUGGAGAACAUGCACCUGGACUGAAGCUGAAGGGCACUGGGGCCUACAAAGCUGCCCACCACAUUAUCAAGGCACAUGCUAAGGUUUGGCACACCUAUGACACUCAAUGGAGAAGCAAACAGAAAGGCUUGGUUGGGAUCUCGUUGUUGGCAGACUGGGGGGAGCCAGUGGACAUCACCAACCAGAGAGACAUCGAGGCAGCAGAGAGAUAUGUCCAGUUCUACAUGGGCUGGUUCGCUACACCCAUCUUCAACGGGGACUACCCUCAGGUCAUGAAAGACUACAUAGGUAGGAAGAGUGCCCAGCAGGGUCUAGGAACCUCCCGUCUCCCUGUCUUCUCUUCCCAGGAGAAGAGUUACAUCAAGGGCACCUGUGACUUCCUGGGUAUUGGCCACUUCACCACGCGCUAUAUCACCCAGAAGAACUACCCGUCUGGCCGUGGGAACAGCUACUUCACCGACCGUGACCUGGUGGAGUUGGUGGACCCUCGCUGGCCCGACCCCGGCUCUGAGUGGCUCUACUCUGUCCCCUGGGGAUUCAGACGCCUGCUCAACUUCGUCAAGACCCAGUAUGGGAACCCCAUGAUCUACGUGACAGAGAAUGGGGUGUCAGAGAAGGUGCAGAGGUGCACAGACCUGUGUGAUGAAUGGAGGAUGCAGUACUUCAAGGAUUACAUCAAUGAGAUGCUCAAGGCCCUUAAGGACGGCGUGAACGUGAAGGGUUAUACAGCCUGGUCGCUGCUGGACAAGUUUGAGUGGGACGAAGGCUUCUCUGAGAGGUUUGGCCUGUUCUACGUGGACUUCCUCAACAAGAAUAAACCACGUUACCCAAAAGCCUCUGUUCAGUACUACAAACGCAUCAUCAGCUCCAAUGGAUUCCCCAACCAGAGAGAGGUGGAGAGCUGGAGAAGGAAAGCCACAGAGACGUGCUCCUCCAGUAACCAGCUUCUAGCUGCAGCUAGAAGAAAGUCCCAGCAGGACAGUAAGGAACAGGCAGGGAUGCCAAAGGUUUGGCCAGUGCAUGAUGAAGUUUAGAUCCGUUGACCAGCCACAUGGAGAUGGUAACAGAGAUCGUGGUUCCUACAGUGUGUACUCUCUGCAUUCUCCUGGCUGCUGUCUUCCUCAUGUUCCUGCUGCGUGGACGCUUCUAGAACACCGCUGCCUUCCUCAUGUUCCUGCUGAGUGGACGCUUCUAGAACACCGCUGCCUUCCUCAUGUUCCUGCUGAGUGGACGCUUCUAGAACACCGCUGCCUUCCUCAUGUUCCUGCUGCGUGGACGCUUCUAGAACACUGCUGUCUUCCUCAUGUUCCUGCUGAGUGGAUGCUUCUAGAACACUGCUGCCUUCCUCAUGUUCCUGCUGAGUGGACGCUUCUAGAACACCGCUGUCUUCCUCAUGUUCCUGCUGAGUGGACGCUUCUAGAACACCGCUGCCUUCCUCAUGUUCCUGCUGAGUGGACGCUUCUAGAACACCGCUGUCUUCCUCAUGUUCCUGCUGAGUGGACGCUUCUAGAACACCGCUGUCUUCCUCAUGUUCCUGCUGAGUGGACGCUUCUAGAACACCGCUGUCUUCCUCAUGUUCCUGCUGCGUGGACGCUUCUAGAACACCGCUGCCUUCCUCAUGUUCCUGCUGCGUGGAUGCUUCUAGAACACCGCUGUCUUCCUCAUGGUCCUGCUGAGUGGACGCUUCUAGAACACCGCUGUCUUCCUCAUGUUCCUGCUGAGUGGACGCUUCUAGAACACCGCUGUCUUCCUCAUGUUCCUGCUGAGUGGACGCUUCUAGAACACCGCUGCCUUCCUCAUGUUCCUGCUGAGUGGACGCUUCUAGAACACCGCUGUCUUCCUCAUGGUCCUGCUGAGUGGACGCUUCUAGAACACCGCUGCCUUCCUCAUGUUCCUGCUGAGUGGAUGCUUCUAGAACACCGCUGCCUUCCUCAUGUUCCUGCUGAGUGGAUGCUUCUAGAACACCGCUGUCUUCCUCAUGUUCCUGCUGAGUGGAUGCUUCUAGAACACCGCUGUCUUCCUCAUGUUCCUGCUGCGUGGAUGCUUCUAGAACACCUCUGCCUUCCUCAUGUUCCUGCUGCGUGGAUGCUUCUAGAACACCGCUGCCUUCCUCAUGUUCCUGCUGAGUGGACGCUUCUAGAACACCUCUGCCUUCCUCAUGUUCCUGCUGCGUGGACGCUUCUAGAACACCGCUGCCUUCCUCAUGUUCCUGCUGAGUGGAUGCUUCUAGAACACCUCUGUCUUCCUCAUGUUCCUGCUGAGUGGAUGCUUCUAGAACACCUCUGUCUUCCUCAUGUUCCUGCUGAGUGGAUGCUUCUAGAACACCUCUGCCUUCCUCAUGUUCCUGCUGCGUGGAUGCUUCUAGAACACCGCUGCCUUCCUCAUGUUCCUGCUGAGUGGAUGCUUCUAGAACACCUCUGCCUUCCUCAUGUUCCUGCUGAGUGGAUGCUUCUAGAACACCGCUGCCUUCCUCAUGUUCCUGCUGCGUGGAUGCUUCUAGAACACCGCUGCCUUCCUCAUGUUCCUGCUGAGUGGAUGCUUCUAGAACACCGCUGCCUUCCUCAUGUUCCUGCUGCGUGGACAAUGAUAGCUGUAUUUUUUUUUUCACACAGUUCUUCUCUUUUAUAUACAUAUUGCAACAGAUACAAACCUGGACACCGGACACAUUUUAAAACCAAACGAUAGCUAGUCCAUGUUAAUAAAGUGUUAGCAUGCAUUAUUAUCUGGAUCUUGAAAAUCUCAUUAAAUUGCAAUAAAGAUUGUACAGCCUG
This is a messenger RNA of Oncorhynchus kisutch (coho salmon), 3581 nucleotides long. Its product is annotated as lactase-like protein. Gene Ontology annotation, molecular function: hydrolase activity, hydrolyzing O-glycosyl compounds. The record is from RefSeq and is a predicted model, not a curated record. NCBI's taxonomy places the organism in Eukaryota, Metazoa, Chordata, Actinopteri, Salmoniformes, Salmonidae. Gene Ontology annotation, biological process: carbohydrate metabolic process. The transcript has 14 exons. The coding region runs from base 177 to 1844 and encodes 555 amino acids.